GACGAAUAGCCAGGUUUGGGCUUGAUUCCGGAGCCCGGCUCGUCCAAACUUUAAUAUAUUGGGAUUUGAAUGGUGGUUAACAUAAAACCCGAACCCGAAAAGGUGUGACGAUGAUCCUGUUCCUUUUCAAACCCACUAAGGCUAUGCUUAUGCUACUGUCUUUAAUUAACCAUAAACAGAACAAACAUUAUGAUAGUAGCUAUGGCAUAAAUUAAGAUAAUUAGUCGUUACUUUUGUGAAAUAAUAUUAUCCGAUUCAGAAUAUGUGCUGGGAGAAAGUUUUGAUCAAGUGAGUUCCAAUUGGAUUAGACGUUUGGUCUUCUCAUUUGAGGUGGAUUCAGGGUUCCCUUGGGUUUGAGUUAGGUAUGAGAUUCGAUCGGACAUGUAGAAUUCGGGUUUGGAAAGGGUCAACCACCUCCAACCUGCCCUGAUUUCGGACCUUGAUCGCAGAGUAAUUUAAGUAGAUUAGCGCCGGUUGGGGCAAAAGAAGGUGAUAACCAUCUAUCUUAAUAUAAAUUACAUUUCAAAGUGUACUUACGACGCUUGACAAGCUCCAACUAAUAUUCUUCAGAAUCAUUCACUUAGCAUGCAGUUUCUGUUCUUCAGCAAAAAUCAAACCUGGCAUAGAUUCAUACGUCCUGUAAGAUCAACCCUCGGUAUGGAUUUAAGAGUACUAACAAAAGGGUCAGUUUAGAGUUCACACCAUCAUGGAUGGCCGUGCACGGGAACACCAUGUCGAUGUAUGCUCAACCUCGACUCGGUGUCUGCGCACUAUAGCGCGGCUUUAGUUAAAUCAAGUCGGCCAUCCAUCCCUUUGUCUGUUUAGAAGCUUAUUUGUGUGGGAAAAUACAUAAUCCCAUUCCGAUUUUGGCUAUAGAAGCUUGCCUCACCUACACAAUGUUCAGCUUUACCCCUUGUUUGUAUUAAUGCCAUGAAUUGCUGGAUGUCGAUUGCUUUUUCGGUCUGCGUUUUUGCAUCUACAUAUCAAAAGGGAGGUACAUGAACCAAAAAUUCUUGAAGCACCCAUGACAAAGGAUGUGACUUUUAGCAAGGCAUCUGCCAUUCUCAUCUGCCAUUCCUCAAAAGAGGCCCAUGGUCCAAAAGGUGUUUUUCCUGUCUUUGCUGGCUGGUUGUAGCAUCUGCUGGUUCAACACGGUAUGCUACGUUUUGUGCAUCGGGAACUUCCAAUCAAACAGGGCACUAGCAUUAGCCCUCACCAUCAGCUUCAACGGCGUAAGUGCUGCUCUAUACACUCUCAUAGCCAACGCAAUAGACCCUGAUGACGACACCCUCUAUCUGUUCCUAAAUGCCCUCGUCCCUCUCUUUAUUUCGGGUGUCACCUUACUCCCAGUCCUCCGCCAACCGCCGCCUCAGCAGCUCCCACCUGAUGCCAUCAAACGCGACUCGCGCAUCUUCCUCUUUCUCAAUGGUGUGGCCGUCCUCACUGGCCUUUACCUCCUCCUCCUCAACCCAUUCUCAUAUGUUUCAUACCGAGCACGUCUCCUCCUAGCGGGGGCCAUUCUCCUCCUUGUCCUUCCCCUAUGCCUCCCCGGCAUAGUGUAUGCUCGAGAUUGGGCCCAACGUGUCAUCAGUUCAAGAAUAAGUCUCAAUGGGUCGACUUUCGGUCUUGUAAACGUUGAUGACCUCGAGCUUCAUAAGGAACUGAUUGGAAGUGAGCCAGCAGGGAUCAAUGCUCCAACGAACGGGAAUGGGAACAGAAGUAUAUUCAUUCUACGAGCUGAAGAUGGGUGUUGUGGAAAUGUGAUGGAAAAGGAUCAGUUGACAGUUUUGGGCGAGGAGCACUCGGCUAGGCUGCUUGUGCGCCGGUGGGACUUCUGGUUGUACUAUCUGGCUUAUUUGUGUGGGGGAACAAUUGGGUUGGUGUACAGCAACAAUCUAGGGCAAAUUUCGCAAUCCCUUGGAUUCGGCACUCAGACUAGUGCAUUUGUCACUCUCUACUCAUCUUGCUCUUUCUUUGGUCGUCUGCUUGCAGCUGGCCCGGACUUCCUGCGUGACAAGAUAUACUUUGCAAGGACUGGGUGGCUUGCCAUAGCACUAGUUCCAACACCAAUCGCUUUCGUUUUGCUAGCAACAUCAGGUAAUGAGACAAUUCUGCGCACUGGUACCGGCUUGAUUGGGCUGAGUUCUGGCUUCGUAUUCUCAGCUGCAGUCUCAGUGACAUCCGAGUUGUUUGGGCCAAAUAGUGCUGGGGUCAACCACAACAUCCUCAUCACCAACAUUCCAAUAGGUUCACUCCUCUACGGCCUUCUUGCAGCUCUUGUAUAUGAUGCCGGUGCAGAGACCACAGCACGCGAAAGCAUGCUUGGUGACGCUACGAUAUGCAUGGGUAGGAAAUGUUAUCAGCAGACAUUUAUAUGGUGGGCCUGUAUCUCAAUGGUGGGUCUAGCUUCCAGCAUAUUGCUCUUCCUACGAACCAAGCCUGCUUAUGACCGGUUUGAGAGGAACAGAAAUAGAACAGAAUUUUCUUAGCUCCUGCUUCUGAAGAAUUUUUUUUUGGCAGUGGGAUAUAUAGAUGUGAUGGAUAUAGCCAGCUCAAUGAAGCACGAUUGAAAAUCUUCAUCA
Molecule: messenger RNA, 2582 nt
Organism: Eucalyptus grandis
Lineage: Eukaryota; Viridiplantae; Streptophyta; Magnoliopsida; Myrtales; Myrtaceae
Product: protein NUCLEAR FUSION DEFECTIVE 4
Exons: 3
Coding region: 1092-2489 (465 amino acids)
Cellular component (GO): membrane
Source: RefSeq, a predicted model, not a curated record